Messenger RNA from Cladophialophora immunda, 2585 nucleotides. RefSeq lists its product as hypothetical. The record is from RefSeq and is a predicted model, not a curated record. The transcript has 9 exons. Lineage: Eukaryota; Fungi; Ascomycota; Eurotiomycetes; Chaetothyriales; Herpotrichiellaceae. Gene Ontology annotation, molecular function: methyltransferase activity. Bases 407 to 1294 code for a protein of 295 amino acids.
AGCGAAAUUUGGGAGCGCAGACCCAGCUGGACCGGUUUUUCGAUAAUAUCAUCGACAAAUGCCCUCGUUUGUCAUCGUCAUCAUCAUGCCCUUUUUUCCGUCUGAUCCAGCCAGCAGCUUACCUCGUGCCUCUCUGACUGAUGGCUUCUUCUCUUGCUCCUGGUCAAGCCGAGGGUACGAGUAGUUCAGCCACUGCUGGGGAAGAGCCCCAGCGCACGGACAUUGUCGAUGUUGACGAAGACGUCGACUCCGCUUUUGAGGAUGGCGACAAUUUCUCGUGAGCUGCACAAGUGCCCGGAUUGGGAAUAGUUGCUGAGACGAGGCUUUGCAAGGGACACGACCUCUGUUUCAUCCUCGAUAUAUCGGGGUCGGAUGAUCAACGGCAGAAAGUACUCGUCUCUGCGGGAUGACUACUGGUAUGCUUUCUCCCAGAAGUCCGCGUAGACAAGGCUCUCACAGCCUCGACAGGGGUCCAUCCGAUGAGCAACAGUUCGAAACCCUCAACGCUGGCCAUGUGCUCUAUCUUGUCCUGGACAGCAAUCAGCCAAACCCACUCUUUCGAUCGCCCGUCAAAUCGCCACUGUACGUCCUCGAUAUAGGGACUGGACCUGGCACUUGGGCCAUCGACGUUGCCGAUCAAUUUCCUGCUGCAACUGUGUAUGGUGUUGACCUCUCCCCGCCACCGUCGACAUGGGUACCUCCGAACUGUUUUCUCCAGGUGGACGACGUCCUCGAAGAAUGGACGUGGCGAGAAGAGUUCGACCUGAUCCACAUGCGGUUGAUGCUCGGCGCCUUCACCGACACAGAAUGGGCGAGCGUGUACAAAAAGUGCUUCGACCACCUGAGGUCCGGAGGGUAUAUCGAACAGAUCGAACUAGACGUGCGGGUCAUGUCUGACGACGGCUCCCUCGCCCCGGACUCGCUGCUGGCCGGAUGGGGGCAGACGUUUCUCGACUGCGCGCGACGGGCAGGGCGCCCGCUGGACACGCAACUAACCAUGAAGGCCAAGAUCGAGGCGGCCGGGUUCGUCGACGUCCAGGAGCAUCUGUACAAGUGUCCCAUCGGCGCCUGGCCCAAGGACCCCCUCCUCAAGGACGCCGGCAGGAUCAACCUGAACCACUGGAGUUCUGGCCUCGAGGGGUGGGCCAUGUUUCUGUUGACGAGAUGGGGGGCGCCCGAACCGUGGACGGCGGAUGAAGCCCGAGUCUACGUUGCCAGAGUGAGGGACGAACUGAAGAAGCGACGGCUGCAUAUAUGGCACUACACUCGACGUGUCUGGGGGAGGAAACCAUAACGGCGUAUGUUACUGCAUUUAGCGCACGGCUGGCGGAAAAAGGGUAUUCACAUUCAUGUCUGCUUAUGAUCCUGCAGAUGUCUUUAUCACGAUGAGAACUUCUAGGGUGGGUGGCAUUGGCGUGUGGUGUGCAGCGUCUACCUGUUAUUCGUGGGACAAAUCGAUCGGUCUGUUACCGCUCCAUCUCAAAGAAUGAAAUUGUUGGCGGCUCGACGAAGGUCCUUUUGCUUGCGCGUCCAUAGAUAUAUACUAAGCUAUGGUCCUACCGAUGAGGACCUUAAGGCCAACAAAAAGUUGCCAUGAGGACGGACGGUAGAAGUUCGGCCAAAGCUCACAGCCUUUUCCAGCUCGGUACCACUGCGAGGUACGGAGUACUAUAUUAUGUUUUGGGCUAUCCUGGUUCACGCUUCGAGGACCUUUCUUUCCAUCCUCCUCUCUUCCGCGACGGUCCUCGGACCCUGAUGUCACCAAAGCCUCAGAGCUGACCUUCCAGGCCUGCCCCUCGCACUAUAAAACCCAGGAGGAGCCCAGCACGGUCAACUGAAACCAAGUUAAAGCAACACGCAUCACACUCGCAUUCCGGUUCACCGCAUACACAAAUAAAUACAUUCACAUACUACGAUCAACGCAAACAAAGACCCAGAAGCUCAAGCACUAAGCAGCACAGCUCCAAACGCAGUGACGCCAACCAUCAUUCGAUUCGACACAACAUCCUCAACUUCAAGUUACUACUAGUGGUACCCUGCAACGCAUCACAGAGCAUACAACACCCGCAGCACACACAGAAUACUACCAACCUAUCAACCAUGUUUCCCCUCAUCCUCCUGGCCACCAUGGUGGGCUCCAUCGUCCUCACGAUCUUCGGCGGGAUGCCAAAGUUCACCCACCUGAUCGGGUGAGGGUCAUCGAGUCGAACUUGAAUUCGGGAUAGCGGUGCAGAGACAAAGGACUGGACGAGGAAGGAGGUGGGAUUUGAUCGGGGUGAAUGGAAUGCAUUCCGUGGGAGAUGGAAGAAGAGGGGGUGGGUGCUGGGAUUAGGGCGUGAGGAUUAUAAGACGGAACUUGGGGACCAAAGACUGGUUUUGAUGUUAGGUUCAAGGUCUUCGCUUUUGUUGGAUGGUAAUUUCUUUCGGCUUCAUUCGUGUAGCAGGACCACGCAACCUGAGGUACUUACCUAAAGUCCCUCUACCACUAUCAUGUACAAUACUAUGUAUUAAGUACUAUGUAGUUAUUGUAUCACCACCACCGCUAGACUGCCAAUAACCAACUGAGUUAGCUACGCCAGCGCGAC